Fukomys damarensis (Damara mole-rat) is the source of this 549-nucleotide messenger RNA. RefSeq names its product putative zinc finger protein 826. Gene Ontology annotation, molecular function: RNA polymerase II cis-regulatory region sequence-specific DNA binding; DNA-binding transcription factor activity, RNA polymerase II-specific. Gene Ontology annotation, biological process: regulation of transcription by RNA polymerase II. The transcript has a single exon. The record is from RefSeq and is a predicted model, not a curated record. Lineage: Eukaryota; Metazoa; Chordata; Mammalia; Rodentia; Bathyergidae. Bases 1 to 549 code for a protein of 182 amino acids.
AUGCUGGAGAGAAACUCCACAAGUGUAGAGAAUGUGGCAGGGCCUUUAGUAAGCACUCAAAACUUAGUGAACACCCCCGAAUUCACACUGGUGAGAAGCCCUGACCGUGUAACAAAUGUGGCCGAGGCUUUAGACUGUGCUCAAACCUUACUGGACAUCACACAGUUCACACCAGAGAGAGACACUGCCGAUGUAAACAAUGUGACAAAACCUUUGAUGGACCCUUCAGACUUACUCAACACAGAGAGCUCAUGCUGGGAAGAAGCCCUGCAGGUGUGGGCAGUGAGGCAAAGCCUUCAGUCAGAGUUCCAGAGAGGGCACGCUGGUGACGGACUGUCCAGAUGUGAACAAUAUGACAAAGCCUUUGGUCAGAUCUCCACAUUUAUUCAACACCAAAGAAUUCAUAAGGGUGAAAAACCCUACACAUGUGAAGAAUGUGAUGAAUCCUUUGAUCAAAGCUCCAGACUAAUCCAGCAGCAGAGAAUUCACACUAGAAAGAACCUCAACAAGUGUGGCUCAGCCCUUAGUCAGUACUCAGACCCUUCUUGA